Molecule: messenger RNA, 1582 nt
Organism: Galendromus occidentalis (western predatory mite)
Lineage: Eukaryota; Metazoa; Arthropoda; Arachnida; Mesostigmata; Phytoseiidae
Gene: Ptpa
Product: Phosphotyrosyl phosphatase activator
Exons: 7
Coding region: 433-1362 (309 amino acids)
Biological process (GO): mitotic spindle organization
Cellular component (GO): cytoplasm; protein phosphatase type 2A complex; nucleus
Molecular function (GO): protein tyrosine phosphatase activator activity; peptidyl-prolyl cis-trans isomerase activity
Source: RefSeq, a predicted model, not a curated record
UGAACUUCACUCUCUGAGACAGUCUAUCCGGCGCCGACCCAUCGCGAUUCCCCCUGUUGGUCAGGGACGUAUGCGCGACGUACACCGUUCCCUCCUCUCUCGUAAAGCCGUCUCUCCAUCCCGGGAAAUCGCCCUUGUGAUCUGGAGUCGUCAACAAAUAUUUUACUCGCAUACAAAUCGAGAAGGCGGUUCGCGGACUGUCAACCACCGAAAGGAUCUCCAGCUGUAGGUGGGAAAUCGUGCAACCAUCAACGACCUAUACCGAUCAGGUCUCUCCCCGUCCCGGGGCACUAUUCGAGCCGAAUCUUUCGGAGUGACACAAGGCUCCGUUAGCCUAGUGCGACGUUCAUCUGAGUGUAUUUAUCCUCCCAAGAGAGCGCGGCGCCAAUAUUCCAGCGAUUCUACCCACUCCUGGAGCCGACCCAAGACAUCAUGGCUCAAGUGACGGUCCGAGAGAUCAAGGUACCGAAGGACAUCGACAAAUGGUUGAAGAGUAGAGCUUAUGACGACUAUCUACAAUUUGUCCUGGCGAUGAAUAAAGCGACUCGCGGACUGAACGCCGGAUCAGAGAUGACCGUCAGCGAAAAUGUCAAUAAGCUUCUGGACCUCCUUGCGGAGCUCGACAAACUGAUCGACGAGACCCCACCGAUCUCACAGCCAGCGCGUUUCGGAAACGCGGCUUACAGACAAUGGUAUCAGAAGUUCGCAGACCGGAGAGUCGAGUCCAUCGAAAAAGUGCUCCCCGAGAGCCUGAAGUCACGGGCGUCAGAGUUGGCAGCGUAUUAUCUGGACUCGUUUGGUAAUCAAACCCGAAUCGAUUAUGGUACCGGUCAUGAGAUGAAUUUCGCAGUUUUUCUCAUGUGUUUGUUCAAGAUCGGAUUCUUCACUGAAUCUGAUGCCCCAGCGGUGGUUUGUAAAAUCUUCACCCGGUACAUGCGAUUAGUGCGAAAGCUGCAAACCGUCUACAGGAUGGAACCGGCUGGAAGUCAUGGUGUCUGGUCACUGGACGAUUAUCAAUUCCUCCCGUUUGUUUGGGGUUCAUCACAGUUGGUCAUCGAUCCACCUGAUAAACCUAAUCCUGAGAUCUCUGAGCCAUGUCAGUUUCUGAACGAAGACAUCCCUGAGAGGUAUGCCGAUGACUACCUAUUCAUGGCCUGCAUCGCCUACAUCAAUUCGGUAAAGAAGGGUCCUUUCUUCGAGCACUCGAACCAACUGUAUAAUGCCUCGGGUACCCCUUCCUGGCAAAGAUUGAAUGAGGGCCUCAUUCGGAUGUACAAGAAUGAAGUACUCUGCAAGUUUCCCAUAGUCCAGCACAUGGUCUUCGGUGAGCUCGUUUCCGUGGACCCAGCUCCUCCCAGGUAGUGAGGCGUCCGAGGCUGCUCGAUUUCAAAGCAUCCUGAAGAAAUUCUCCACAGAUUCUCGCUUACCCCUCUUUCCCUCGAGGCGGCCGCAAUCCGGCGAGGCACUCUGUCCCGUUUCGUUAUUUACUGUUGAUAGGUAUUGGGCCGACACAUGUUGGAGUUUGGCCAGGCAACAGCCACGCCAAGAAUCGCCGAGCGAAGUGAGAAUAAAGGAACCAAGA